Messenger RNA from Adineta steineri, 669 nucleotides. Lineage: Eukaryota; Metazoa; Rotifera; Eurotatoria; Adinetida; Adinetidae. The record is from the annotation of a GenBank genome assembly.
AUGUCGAAUACAACAUCGGUAGGUAAUUGCAAUAUAGAAUUUAUUUUAUCAACAAAAAACAAGAAAAUUGUAAUUUUUAACGAAUAUAAAUAUGUUUUCAAUCAAGAAUCAAACAAGAAAAAAUACUGGAGGUGCGAAGAUAAUGAUUAUUGUGCAGCUUAUCUACAUACAACUUGUGAAGAUAUAUACGUGAAACACAAUAAUGCUCAACAUAAUCAUCUUCCUGAUCCUGAUGAAAUUUUAAUCAUUCGACUCAUAUCAAAAAUUCGUAGUCGAGUUGUCAACGAACAUUUAUCAGCUAGUUUUAUAUAUGAAUUUGAAAUAGCCCGUGCCAAACUUACAAAAAGCCAAUUAAGUAUCGUACCAUCUUUUAGAACAAUAAAAUCUGCACUAUAUAAAGCACGUUCAAAAACAAUACCCAUAGUUCCUAAAACAUUUGAAUUUAAUGUGCCAACUUUGUAUCAACUAAAUACAAAUUCAGAACAAUUUCUACUUGCUGACUAUCAUGAUAAAAAGUUCGAUCGUGUGUUGAUGUAUUCAUCAAAUCGUCAACUGGAUAUUUUAUUUAAUUCAAGUAUAAUAUUUUGUGAUGGUACGUUCAGUACUGCACCGCCACAAUUUCAACAGAUAUACACGCUUCACGGUAUAUUCGAAGAAGAAUGUAUGUGA